GAAAGAUGAAGAUUAAAAAUCUCAAGUUUCAAUGCUCAAAAAAUACUGGCCUUCAGGUAUUACUCAACAAUAGACAUUUUGAUUGCCCUGUUGAAGGUGGAUUUUUGAAUGUUAUUCUGAGGGUAGAAGAAUUUGAUGUUUCCACAACUAUAAAUUGCCCUCCAUGUCAGUCAUUAUGUAAGAACGAUUGUCCAAAGAAGCGAAUCACCUCUCGAUAAUAUGGUUGAAUACAGACUCAUCAAUUCAACAAUGAUGUGUAUCAUUUAAAUGUUGGUCAAAUGC
Molecule: messenger RNA, 282 nt
Organism: Schistosoma turkestanicum
Lineage: Eukaryota; Metazoa; Platyhelminthes; Trematoda; Strigeidida; Schistosomatidae
Source: the annotation of a GenBank genome assembly